AGCUUUUAUUCUGAAGGAGUCAGACAGGAAGCAGUGCCAGCAGAUCAGACAGCAGACUGGCAGUGAGCUGCACGGAGUGACUGAGAUGGCAGAUUUGUCUUUGUAUUUAAGUAAUGUCAACGUUUCACUAGGACAAACCAUGGAAACCGAUACGAGUCAAGAAGGGGGGACAGAAUUUGAGAGGGUGGAGAUGGGAGACUCUGCGAGGGCACAGACGAGGGCGAAAGUUCCCCGCAGGACUAUCUACUUUGCCAGUGGAGAGACCAUGGAGGAGUACAGCACCGAUGAAGAGGAGGAGGAGGAGGAGGAAGAGCACGUGAAGAAGGACGUCAUUACUGUAGACUCGUCUAAACUGACCUGGGGUCCGUAUUUCUGGUUCCACAUGUGGCGAAUGGCCACCUCCACUAUUUCAGUGUGUGACUACAUGGGAGAAAGACUGGCCUCUUUGUUCGGCAUCACUACUCCUAAAUACCAGUAUGCUAUUGAUGAGUACUACCGUAUGAAGAAAGAGGAGGAGGAGGAAGAGGAGGAGAAUCGCCUGUCUGAGAUGGCGGAGCGUCACUUUGUGGAGCAGCGGAGAGGUGACCAGGACGAUCCUCAUCCUGCUACCGUGGAGCAGCCCGAAGCGUCUGGAGCUUCGUUUGUUAACAUCAGUUUCGAUCUGGAACCUGAGCCUCCUCUCAGCACAGACGCAAACAGAGUCCCUUCACCUCUUCCCUCCUGAAAAUUGACAGACAAACCACUAACACUCACACCUUUCUAUCAGUUGGCUUAAUUUACGUAGCUGUAUAAAUUAAUAAUGUUAUUUUUCUAUGAUUUUAUUUUAUAAAAAGACCUUAGUACACAGUGCAGGGAAAAAAAAUAAAAAGGGCUGUUGAAGUGGCUGCACUGGCCUUACCUGUGAAUGUAAAUUUGUGUAUAGUGCAAAAUCGUAUGCAAGACUGAGACGUAUCAUUUAACUUUUGGUUGACCUCACUUUAGUCUGAGUUGAGAGUUAACUUAAAUAAAUCCUGAAUCAAUCAAUCAAUCAAUCAAUCAAUCAAUCAAUCAAUCUCAGACAGAGAUCCUCCCUGACCCGAACAAAGUGAUUUCUGGAUAAGCAGCAGCAUCAGCAUCAACAUCGACUAUGCAAUUGUUGAUCCUGCUGCCGUGUAUAUGCAAACAUUUCAUAUGUUUAGCCAGUUUUAGUAACAGCACGGCCUUACACUGGCACUGUCCAGCCAUUUCUGCUGCCAGUCUCUCUGUGUUUGCAAAGACCAAACCAUAAAGAUAACAUUAUUAGACAGUGCUGUACUCUCCAUUUCAGCUUGUCAUCGACAUACAGUCCCUAACAAACCUCAACAUCUUGUUUCCCUGCAGAGCAUAAGAUCUUACUUCUGGUUGUGGCCCUCCUGGGGAGCGUUAUAUAUUGACGUUAUUGGAACAAGUGAAACCGUUCUGACUGUAACUAUCCCUGCCAGGAUCUUGGUACAGUACUUGACUCCGUGGUGAAAAGCAGACCUCUCUGCUGCAAGUGAAGGAGCUCACAGCUGUCAGCUAUAAUUUAUUUGCCAUAGUGCUACAGGUCCUUGUGCGUAUCUGUUAUUGAUAGUUAAAAACCUCCUGUGCACUACAGUGUCUUUACAGAUGAAGUUUGAUGUUUUCUAGGGGUGUAUUGGCACUGCUUGGUUGCUGCCGUGAGAUUUGGAAGCGUGCGAGAAGCGGAAGUUUCUGUGAUGAGCAACUUACAUGAAGUAGGACUAAUUGUUUCCUCUUGGAAGUGCUCAUAUUUAAGUCAAUGUAGAUUAAUAAUGUCAGCAUAGGUCAAGUCUUUGAAAAUUUGCAAGUACUUAAAUAUAUUGACUGACGAUACACGUUGGCACUAAAAGUUCCCUACGUAUAGUGCUACUACCUUCACGUGUGUGUUGAGGAGGUCAUCGUGGAAACAUCUUGCGAGUAUUGAGCUGCAGCUGACACUGAGCUCUUAUAAGCUUCUUAUCUGUUCUCUUUAUCCACUGCUAUCUUUGUGUGGCGUGGUGACCGAUGCAGAGAAAUGACUCACACCUCUUUUGAAAAUGGGCUUUAAAGGAUGUUUAAAGUAAAUGUUAUUAGUGGGUAAUGUCUUUCACUACAUGAGUCAAUGAAGGAUAUUAUUCAU
This is a messenger RNA of Larimichthys crocea (large yellow croaker), 2137 nucleotides long. RefSeq names its product family with sequence similarity 177 member A1 (gene fam177a1a). The transcript is spliced from 5 exons. The coding region runs from base 86 to 724 and encodes 212 amino acids. The record is from RefSeq and is a predicted model, not a curated record. NCBI's taxonomy places the organism in Eukaryota, Metazoa, Chordata, Actinopteri, Sciaenidae.